This is a messenger RNA of Prorocentrum cordatum, 697 nucleotides long. NCBI's taxonomy places the organism in Eukaryota, Dinophyceae, Prorocentrales, Prorocentraceae. The record is from the annotation of a GenBank genome assembly.
AGGCCGCGCCCCCUGGCGGCAUGCUGCAGGUGAAGAACUGCCUGCCCGGCUCCGAGGCCGCGCGGCUUCUGCGGCCCGGGGACGUGCUCGUGGAGCUCAACGGCAGGCCCUGCGCCGACUUCGUCCUCCUCGACGCCGCCCUGGAUGCGGCCGUGGGCGGCGCGGUGGGGCUCGCGGUGUGCCGCGGGGGCAGCCGGUGGAGAUGGAGCUGCAGGUGUGCGACGCGCACUCCCUGAUCCCGCGCGAGUUUGUGGAGAUGGGCCUCGGCAUCUUUCACAAGGUGCCGUACCAGACCGCCAUGAGGCACCACAUUCCCCUGGAGGGCGUGUAUGUCGCCCUCUCGGGGAUCGUUUUCGGCGAUGUCGUAAAGUCGGACGCCAUUAUCUUGGAACUUGACGGGGUGCCCUGCAAGGACCUGGCCACGUUCGAGGACGCUGUCAGACAACUCCCCAACAAGGAGUACUUCAGCGUGGGCUAUAUGGUCCCGAAGAUCGCCAAGGAGAGGAAGAAGACCGUGGCCCCCGUCAAGAUGCAGCGCCACUGGUGGACCUUCCGCGCCUGGGCGCUGCGCCCCUCCACGCACAGCUGGGCCGCGCGGCUCCUGCAGCCCGCGCCGCCGCCCGCGCCGCCGCCCGCCGAGCCCGAGCCCGAGGAGCCGGGCGGCGGCGCCUGCGCGGCCCUCGCGGAGCAGGCCGCG